Musca vetustissima is the source of this 1317-nucleotide messenger RNA. Its product is annotated as succinate--hydroxymethylglutarate CoA-transferase. Gene Ontology annotation, molecular function: catalytic activity. The record is from RefSeq and is a predicted model, not a curated record. NCBI's taxonomy places the organism in Eukaryota, Metazoa, Arthropoda, Insecta, Diptera, Muscidae. The transcript has a single exon. Bases 1 to 1317 code for a protein of 438 amino acids.
AUGUUGACAUUUAAUCGUGUUCUUAGCAGAAAGCUUUUUAACAGCACCCCUGCUUUUACAACAGUGGCAAGCAAAAGUUUGGCAACCUCCACUUCUCUGCCUCCAACACCCGAAAUAACAGAUGGUCACCCUUUGAAGGGUAUUAAAAUUCUCGAUCUCACCCGCAUUGUAGCUGGUCCAUAUUGUACCAUGAUUUUGGCGGAUAUGGGUGCUGAUGUCUAUAAAAUCGAGCGGCCCUAUGCGGGAGGUGAUGAAUCGCGUAAAUGGGGACCACCCUUUCUGGAGAAUAGCAAAGAUUCAACCUAUUUCUUGGCCUCAAAUCGUAACAAGAAAAGUGUUUGCAUUGAUUUGAAAAAGGGCAAGGACAUCAUCUACGAAUUGGCCAAGACCUGUGAUGUUCUCGUGGAGAAUUAUGUACCCGGAAAAUUGGAUGAAAUGGAUUUGGGUUAUGAACAGCUGAAGAAAGUCGCUCCCCAUUUGAUUUAUUGUUCCCUAACAGGCUAUGGCUCCAAGGGACCCUAUGCCAAACGCCCUGGUUACGAUGUCAUAGCAGCUUCCAUUGGUGGCCUUUUACACAUUACCGGCGAAAAGGAAGGUCCUCCCAGCAAGGUCGGCGUGGCUGUCACAGAUGUUGCCACCGGCCUUUAUGCCCAUGGUGCCAUCUUGGCUGCCCUACUACACAGACAACGCACAGGACGUGGCCAAAAAAUCGAUGUCAAUCUCUUCUCAACCCAGGUGGCCCUGCUCAUCAAUGUUGCCUCCAAUUACCUUAAUGCCGGUCUCGAUGCCCAACGUUGGGGCACAGCCCAUUCCAGCAUUGUCCCCUAUCAAAGUUUCAAAACCAAAGAUGGUCACCUCACCCUCGGCACCGGCAGUGAUAAACAAUUCCAGGAAAUGUGUCAACGUCUGAAGAUCGAUCACCUAGCCGAAGAUCCUAAAUUCAAGACCAACAAAGAUCGUGUUAAAAAUCGUAAAGAAAUAAUUCAACUUCUCGAAGAUAUUUUCUGCCUGAAAACUUCUAAAGAAUGGAUGACACAAUUUGAUAAUGUGACAUUCCCAGUGGGUCCGGUGAAUAGCAUUCGUGAGGUGUUCGAAGAUGAACACAUUAAGGCAAUUGAUUUGGUCAAAACAUUGCCACAUCCUGCUGAUGGUGUAGUGAAAGUAGUGGGACCACCGGUGGAAUUUAGUGAAUCUGUAAAUGAUGCCAGGUCUGCACCUCCAGUAUGUGGUCAGCAUACUGAUGAGGUGUUACGCGAAGUGUUGAAAUAUUCUGAUAGCCAUAUUGCCGAUUUGAGAGCUAAGAAAAUUAUUGAAUAG